Messenger RNA from Colletotrichum karsti, 6645 nucleotides. RefSeq lists its product as uncharacterized. Gene Ontology annotation, biological process: guanine metabolic process. Gene Ontology annotation, cellular component: cytosol. Gene Ontology annotation, molecular function: zinc ion binding; guanine deaminase activity. The coding region runs from base 1 to 6645 and encodes 2214 amino acids. The transcript is spliced from 8 exons. The record is from RefSeq and is a predicted model, not a curated record. NCBI's taxonomy places the organism in Eukaryota, Fungi, Ascomycota, Sordariomycetes, Glomerellales, Glomerellaceae.
AUGGGCGAUAUGAUUAGGGAUCCGUCCCCCGCAUCGGCCCCGCGCCAAGAGAAGGACCGCCGCGGCAACCAGUUGUUCCUCGGGACUUUCGUGCACUCCAAAUCGCGGGAGGAACUAGAGUACCUCCACGACACGGCCGUCUGCGUAGAUACCGAUGGAACCAUUGUCGCGGUCGAGAGGUGCGCGGGGUUAGAGGAGGCUCAGGCCGUGCUGUUUCCCAGACUUGGCUGGACGAGGGGGGAUGUGAAAGUGAGAAUUGGCGGGGAGGGAGAGUUCUACUUUCCUGGAUUCAUCGAUACCCACGUCCACGCAUCACAAUACCCCAACGUAGGCAUCUUUGGAAAGUCGACGCUACUGGAUUGGCUGAACACGUACACGUUCCCCCUCGAGUCCAGCCUCAAGGACUUGGACAAGGCCAAGAGGGUGUACACGGCCUGCGUGAAGAGGACGCUCGCACACGGGACGACCACGUCCGCGUACUACGCCACCAUCGACGUCGCGGCCACGAACCUCCUGGCGGAUAUCUGCUUGAGGCUGGGACAGAGAGCGUUCGUGGGCAGGGUGUGUAUGGACCGGCCCGGGCUAUGUCCCGAGUACUACAAGGACGAGGACGCGGAGGAUUCGCUGCGCAGGACGCGGGAGACGAUCGAGCACAUCCGGUCCAUCGACCCGGGAUUCGACCUCGUCGCGCCGGUCCUGACGCCCAGGUUCGCGCCGUCGUGCUCGGCGGACGCGAUGAAGGGGCUCAGCGCGAUGCAGAAGGAGCUGGACGUGCUGGUGCAGACGCAUAUCUCCGAGAACCAGGGCGAGAUCGAGCUGGUCAAGGAGCUGUUCCCCGAGAGCGAGAGCUACACGGCGGUGUACGACGACGUCGGGCUUCUGGGGGAGAAGACGGUGCUGGCGCACGCGAUCCAUCUCUCGGACGAGGAGGCGAGCACGAUCGCGGAGCGCGGGGCCAAGAUCUCGCACUGCCCGUGCAGCAACUCGUCCAUCACCAGCGGCGCGGCCCGCGUGCGGUGGUUGUGGGACAAGGGCAUCGAGGUCGGGCUCGGGACGGACAUGAGCGGCGGGUACAGCCCGAGCAUACUGGAGGCGGCGCGGCAGGCGGCGCUGGUCUCGAGGCACGUCGCGAUGGGGAUGGAGGGCGAGGAGAAGGAGAGGGCCAAGCUGACCGUGGAGGAGGUGCUGUUCCUCGGCACCAGGGGCGGCGCGCGGGUCGUCGGGCUCGGGGACAGGAUCGGGGGGUUCGAGGUGGGCAUGCAGUGGGAUGCGCAGCUGGUGGGGUUGCCGGUUGUGGACGGCGAGGGGGAGGCCGGGUGGGAUUCGAAUGUUGAUGUUUUUGGGUGGGAGGACUGGGAGGAGAGGAUUGCCAAAUGGGUUUUCAACGGCGAUGAUCGGAAUACCAGGGGCGUUUGGAACAGUGCCGUCACGCCGUACUGCGCCAUGUCCGGUCUCGAGGGCAUCGCAGGCCUGAGCCUCGCCUGCAAUGUCAUGCAACUCAUCGAUUCCGGUCGCGAUACAGUCUCCUUGUGUUGCAGAAUCUACCAUAGCGGCGAAGUAGAGCCCGAUCUGAAGCUCAAGGCGCAGGCUCUUCAAGAAACCUCCGCUGAAGUAACGAACUUGCUGACGAGCAAGGGAACCCCGACACCCCAGACUACCGGCGCAGAGAAACGUCUGCUGGUCAUUUCUCGCAGUUGCAUUCAGCACGCAAAAGACCUCGAUGAUGAGAUCACAUAUCUUACGCCCAGCUCGAACAGUAAGCUGUCUGCAUUGGUUACCACGUCGAGAGCUGUUUGGCGAAAGCGGCGGCUGGAUCGCCUCAAGACGAGUCUCGAGAAUGCACAGAACACGAUGGAAACCCUGGUGUUAGUGAGGCUCUUCGCCAAAGCAGAGGCGUUCUUCGGCAAAAGUAGGGAUUCCUUCGAACGCGUGGAUGAUACGCUGAAGAACUUCAUCGCCACGCAUUCCCGCGACUCAAACGUCUUGCGGAAGAUUAUCCGAGACGAGUCCCAAGUCGUCCGCGACCAAGUCACGACCCAGUCAUCCAAAUCCCAGGAUGCUAUUACAGCGCUCGGGAGGGAAUUUUCGACCGAGCUCAGAGUUCACGAAACCCGUUUUGCCAACGUUGUUUCGUCCUCGAGCAUCGAAAUACAAGACGCCUUGUCUCGGAAGAUCUCGUCAGUCGACGAGGCAACGGCUGCUGACCACGCCUAUCAACGUCUGCUUCACAGUCUGAAGUACGAAGGCAUGAAUGAGCGGAAGAACAGCUUAAAACCCUCUCACCCAGAAACACUCCGGUGGAUUUUCAACGACAAUCUACGGGAUUACAAUGCGGUUUAUAAGGAACCACCAGAGGACACUCCAGACCCGGACAUCGUGGAGGAUAAUCCGAGGGAUGACAGUGCGGUUUACAAGAAACCACCAGGGAACAAUCCAUAUCUGGACAUUGUGGAGGAGCUAUCUACUGAUGACGAAUUCGACGACGAUACCGACGAUGACGCGUUCAUAGAGGAGUAUGGCACAAUCGACCUCGCCCGCCGUAGCGGCUCUCCUGGAGCUCAGACUUCGUCGGAAGAUUUGGGCUCGUCCACAGGAUUUGAAGUUGAGACAGACGGAAGUCCGUUGGGAAAUCAAGGCACAAGCCCAGAUCAGUACAACUAUGAGAAAGAUGGUGAUGGAGAUAAGGAUGCCAAGAACAGUGUUGACAGCGAUCCCGGACGUGGACAUGAGCUUGCCUUUCCACUUUGGGAUAGCUUCGUUCAAUGGCUCCUAGAUCAUGAGGGAAAACCAUACUGGAUCAGUGGAAAGCCCGGCUCAGGGAAAAGCACCCUGAUGAAAUUCAUCGAAUCAAGUGAGGAGACCACUGAGAUCCUGGGAAUGUGGCACCCAAAUUCAAAGGUCAUCUCCCAUUUCAUCUGGAAACCUGGAAUGCGAAUGCAAAAAAGUUACAAAGGGAUACUUUGCUCUUUACUUCAUCAGGCGAUGCUGGUGUCUGAACAAUACGGCCAGCGCUUAGCGUCAGUUAUGGACAUCAACAAUAAGACCAGUGACACCGAUUGGACCAUUGGAGAUUUGGAAGUAACCUUGUUGGAUCUCUUGCGACACUCGGAUUGCUCAUUUCUUUUCUUGAUCGAUGGCCUAGACGAAAUAUCUGACGUGGAUGGUGAUGAGCAAUACCAGUUCAUCAUUUUCUUGGCCAGACUCGUCCAGAAAGACAAAGUCAAGGUUUGCGUCUCAAGUCGCCCGGAGCCAAUCUUCAAACAGCACCUGGAAACACACCCGAUGCUCUUGAUGCAAGAUCUCACUGAGAGAGAUAUUGAAAAGUACUCGAGCGACAUGUUGAAAGAAUUUGACAUCAAAUCAAGAGACGGGCGGGCUAGCGUCACAGCAUUGAUUCUUCUCAGGGCGGAAGGCGUCUUUCUGUGGGUGGUUCUUGUUUUACAAAGCUUGAGGCGAGGACUGCGCAACGACGAUGAUUGGAACAUGAUUCAUUCCCGCAUAAGCUCUCUUCCAAAGGACAUCAGCGAUUUGUAUCGGGACAUGUGGAUGAGGUCAAACGGAGACAGCACAUUCUACCAAACAGAAGCCGCGCUGUACUUUCAACUCGUGCUGGAGAGACUCGAGGAAGACUACAAAAACUGGUCUCAAGUUAAUGAGUGCAGCGUGCUUCAACUCGCAACAGCGUCGUGGGUUGCGCCCCUCCAGUCUUUCACGCAGUCCGGAGCCCUUCCAUCUAGACGUGGUCUUCUAGAUAGAUGCGCCUACACUGUUCGGACGCUGCCCACAAGGUGUAUGGGGCUGCUUGAGGUAGCUGAACCCACUGCUUCACAAUCUGCGUUUGUAUCAGAUGACGAGGACAACUUGGGCGUUUGGGCGAACGCCACUGUUCGUUUCAUUCACAGGACUGUUGUGGACUUUCUUCUCGAUGAUGAUUUCGGCAGGAAGGUUCUUGGUAUAGAUCCUAUGCGUCACUCAUGGCGUGGAUUCUUGCUGUAUGUUUUGAACAAGUUCAACUGCGGCCCAUCCGAAGAAACAAUCAAAAGAUUCGAUGUCCUGAGCAUCAUCAAAGCUUUCGUCGCCACUGGGAUCCUAGCCGACCUCGAAUCCAAAGUUUGCAUUCUUCGCGUCGACUGUCACUCCGACUGGGUUCCAUACGAGUUCACGCUUCUGACAAGAUCGCAAGAGGAGCCCGAGCUUGGACAGGCGAUUUACUUGCAAAUCAACGACGAUCUGCUACUGGAUGCUGUUCUGAACCUGGUCCAAAUACGCUCAGAAUUUGAUUCGACCAUGGAACUCGGUAUUUCCCCGCUUGCUUCCACGCUCAUGCUUCGGAGUGUCGAACUCCCCGCCGGAGAUGUGAACAGAUGGGUCUUGCCGUACUUCAUGGUCGACGGAACCGUCGAUACCGAAUAUGAUGCUUACUUCAUCCAAAAGCUCCUGAACUCCAGGAGGGAGAAAGAGUUUGUGGACGAGGUUGCUAUCCUGAGAAACUUUGGCUACGACCUGCACAAACAUGAGGCACUCUCACCGCAGUCCUGGAAGAGCAGCCCACAAAGCUUCAAGCCCGUAAAGACGUUCUCGAUUCCGAGGAAGCCCGUGGCGACGUACAGCAGCAUCCAAGAGUGCCCGGGCGACCAGAGCGACGGCGCAUCGCAGCCGCCGAGUUACAUCUCCGAGACGUCUGCCGAGAAGACGAGGACCACAACUCGCGGCAGGUCACUCUGGAGGAUUUGGGCGCUCGAGCUAAUCUGCAUCGCUCUCAGUAUUAUCCUCUUCAUCGUCAUCGUCGUCGUCCUCUCCAAAUUCGACCAGCAAAGCCUACCGAACUGGCCCUGGGGAAUCACUCUCAACUCCUUCGUGGCCUUCUUCACCACUCUGACAAAAGCCGCCUUCAUCGUGCCGGUCUCCGUCGCCAUCAGCCAGACGCAAUGGACGUGGUUCAACCAGGAAAAACCACAGUCACUGUACGACUUUCACGUCAUUGACCAGGCAAGCAGAGGGGCCUGGGGUUCGUUGGUUCUGAUAUGGCGGUUUCGCUUCCGUCACGUUGUUGCUCUCGGUGCGCUCCUGAUCAUCAUUAGCACCGUGACGGCACCGGUUACACAGCUCAGCAUUGACUACCCUAUCCGCGAUACGUUAGUCGCGGGAGAAGAGGCCGUGACGAAGGCCGUUUUGGAUAUAAGAGCACCGAGGGAUGAGCUGUACAGAGCGACGCAACAAGCGAUUUACAUGGGCUCCUUACUCGACUUCACAGGGUUCCUAAAGCCACUCUCGUUCGCCGACAUCACCACCGGCAGAGCGACGUGUUCAACCGGUAACUGCACCUUUAACCAAUACCAAUCCCUCGGCGUCUGCGUGAAAAUGGCCAACAUAUCAUCUCACCUCACCGUCGAAGAGUUCGCGAACUCCAGCAUGCUGGAGACGCCCGUCAUGGGGGAGUCCAUCCGGGCCGUACCCGACUUGAAGGUCUACCGCGCCUCUCUCGGCGGAGGCCUCGACAUGGCGCACUACAACAACCUGGCCGUCUACGCCGAGAUGCUGAACGGGAACCUGACGUUCGCCUUCGGCGACGACCCCGCCCUCCAGCGGACGAGGAUCGCAUCCUUUGCCGUGAUGUACACCACGCCGACGGUCUACAACGACACGUGGUGGGGAUCGAAGAAGAACGACGCCCCGUCCGUCAAGGAGUUGGUAAACAACAUUGGCGAGUUCCGGCACGACGCCACCGAGGUGCUCUUCCACCUCUGCGCCCAGACGUACGAGACGGAGGUGCGCACGGGCGUGGAGGCCACCCGCGUGGUCGAGUCGUUCACCGACAUGGAGCUGAUCGAGCCGGUCGGCGGCUCGUUCCUCGACAUGAACUGCAGUUCUUUCCUGUACGAGCAGUCGAGUAUCUGCCAGACUCGCCAGGACAGGUGGGACGAGGUGCUCGAGCUCAAGGUGGCGAGCAACGCAUCUUCCGCCCCUGAUGGGCCGUCCUCGGGCAGCACGCAGAGCUUCACCGCCAAUUACCUCGGUCUGGAGGACAUGGCCGGGACGAUGAAGAGUUAUUUGGUCGGGUACGCGAGCGUGAGCCCCGAUACCGAGAUAGACGAGGACACGCCGAUCAUUUAUGCCGGCGGUGAGUUCGUGAGGAGGCUUCAUCAGUCUGUCCUCUUCGCCCUGCACGACAGUCUUGAAAACCGCCAGGCAGCUCUGAGCAACAUCUACACGAACAUUGCGACUAGUCUCUCAGCUUUAAUCCGAGUCGGCCAACCAACAACCUUCGCCCACGCAGCGUUCAACGUCACCGGCGAGGCCUGGAAAGAGGCCUCGUACGUCAGGAUAACAUGGGGCUGGAUCUCGCUGCUCGCGACCGAGAUCGCCAUCGCCAUCGUGUUUCUGGCCCUGACGAUCGCCAAUCAGGUCAGGAGGGGGGAGCUGAACGACGACGAGCCGGGUCCGGUGCGCGAUCUGAAAGACUCGUCCCUGGGUCCCAUGGUGGCCCUCAGCAGGGACUGCCACUCCGCAGCGGGCGGCGGUCUUCGGCCCAUAGGGGAGCUGAAGCAGGCUGCGAAGGAAGUCAAAGUGAGACUGGAGGGGAGGCAGAUUGUGCUCGCGGAUGAGCCUGUUGACGGACGGCGAGAGGUGAGAGAGGGUCCGUGA